CUGCAUUGAAGACUUCUACAACAUUUUCCGCUACAAGUCGCCAAGCUGAAGCACUUCCGCUCCUUACGAUCGCUCGCAAGGGCCAUACGCGUUCCCAUUCAGCCAUCAUCGAGACUUUCUCUUCGAGCAUCAUAUCCUCUGAAUAGAUCAAUCGCAAACAUGGCGGCAACACCACUGGACAGCAAGGUCACGAGCCUGCUCGAGGCGACAUAUCCACAAGCAAAGGGAGAGAGUGAUCCAGCCAAGCUGACAUCGGCCAUAUUCACCACCAUCGAAUACUCGCCUGCCGAGAAGACCGAAAUCGAGCAAUGGACCACGACAGCUGCACACAUUGCCUCGCCCACCGAAGACGCAGCCAAGACCGCUGAACGUCUCUCCCAUCUCAACACACACCUCGCGACUCGCACGACCGUACUCGGCAGCAAGCCCAGCGUGGCCGACGUGGCUCUGUUCUGCAAGCUUGGGCCGGUGGUCAAGGGCUGGUCACCGGAGCAGCGCACUGGCGAGCAAGGAUACCACCACAUUACCCGCUUCAUCGACUUUGUACAGAAUGCAGAAAUGUUUGGCCUGAAGUUGAGUGGUGAUGACAAGAUUGAGAUUGAUCCCAGCAAUGUCGUGUCGCCCAUCAAGCCGAUCGAUGCGAAGGCUGAGAAGGAGCGCAAGAAGAAGGAGAAGGCUGCUGCAGCGGCGGCAGGCGCAGAUGCUGCAGCGGCAGCUGGUGGUACUGUGACUUCUGCGGCGAGCGAGGCUACAAAGCAGGCAGAGAACCAGAAACCCGCCGAGCCCAAGUCAAAAGACCUCGGCGACAAAGUGGGAGAUGCGGUGGCCGCUGCGACUCCAGGCCAGAAGAAGGAGAAGCCGAAGAAGGAGAAACAGCCCAAGCCACCAAAAGCUGCACCAGCGCCAGAGAAGCCUUUCGGCCCUGCUCUCAUUGACCUGCGAGUCGGGCACAUCUUGAAAGCCAUCCAGCAUCCAGACGCUGAGAAGCUCUUUGUCAGCACAAUCGCCUGUGGAGAUGCUCCUGGAACUGACAACACGUCUGAGUACGAGGGAAAAAUUGUUCGGACAGUCUGCUCUGGCCUGAACGGUCUGAUACCGCUCGAAGACAUGCAGAAUCGGAAGAUUGUGGCUGUCUGCAAUCUCAAGCCUGUCACCAUGCGUGGAAUUAAGUCAUCGGCCAUGGUGCUUGCCGCCUCUCCGCGUGUCGCCCCUGGUGAAGAUGACCACGGAGGUCCAGUCGAGCUCGUCAAUCCUCCUGCCGAUGCCGAAGCGGGUGAGCGUGUCUACUUUGAAGGCUUCGAGGGUGAGCCCGACGCUGUCCUCAACCCCAAGAAGAAGGUAUGGGAGGACAACCAGGUGGGCUUCACCACGACAGCCGACAAGGUGGUCGCUUUCGAGCCUAGCAAGGUCGAGAAGCUCAAUGGCAGUGGAAAGACGGAUGUAGCCAAAUUGCGAACAAAGCAAGGCGAGUGUACAGUGUCUACACUGAUCAACGCUACGGUACGCUAGAGCACUUCUUGUGCUCCGCGACAGCGACUCCACCUCACAGGUCUUUAUUGCAGUCCUGCGAGCGAACUUGAUGCAGGAAUGAUACCCAGAUGUACGAACAUAGCCGAUUCUAGCGCAGAAUCGAAUGAGAAACAUCCAAGUAUACUUCAAGACCUCAUUACAAGUACAGAAAACGUGACAUCGGGCAUGCAAUUGCGUUAUGAUGGGUGACACUGACCGAGUGAAGCCUCCAUAGAUCGAUGCCGCAUGCAUGCCUUCUUCACAUAUCCCGUUCACAACGCAGACACAACACCACCAAGCACCCAUCCCUGCCCCCGAUUGCAUCUGAACAGAUGGUCCAAAC
Sphaerulina musiva SO2202 is the source of this 1852-nucleotide messenger RNA. Its product is annotated as nucleic acid-binding protein. The record is from RefSeq and is a predicted model, not a curated record. Bases 160 to 1509 code for a protein of 449 amino acids. Lineage: Eukaryota; Fungi; Ascomycota; Dothideomycetes; Mycosphaerellales; Mycosphaerellaceae. Gene Ontology annotation, cellular component: methionyl glutamyl tRNA synthetase complex. The transcript has a single exon. Gene Ontology annotation, molecular function: tRNA binding.